Molecule: messenger RNA, 2637 nt
Organism: Sycon ciliatum
Lineage: Eukaryota; Metazoa; Porifera; Calcarea; Leucosolenida; Sycettidae
Product: stabilizer of axonemal microtubules 1-like
Exons: 2
Coding region: 466-1854 (462 amino acids)
Cellular component (GO): cytoskeleton; sperm flagellum; ciliary basal body
Molecular function (GO): microtubule binding
Source: RefSeq, a predicted model, not a curated record
UACCAUGAUUACACCUAACCAGGAAGAAGAUAACAUCAAUGUAGCCUUGUGGGCGUGAUGAGGUGGACACGAAGGCCGCUUCACAAGAAUCUGAUGAUCCUGUCGAUCUGACAGUCAUGUACAAGUCAGACUGUGUUUGCUUUACCAAUGUUUUUUUGUUGAAGGUGGCAGUGGAACACUUGGACUAAGUUGGAGUGAUUCACCUGCAUAGAAGCCUCAGGGUUUGACUUAUUGCAGUAACUGUAGUGAAGAGAUGUGAGUGUAGUAGUGUGGCCAGUCCAGCCAUUGUGCUCAACAGAGAGAAACGAUCGAUGAAUCAAGUGUCGGGCUUACGAAAACAUACAUGUAUGUACGGUCUGGAUGCUCCGCUCGUAGUUGUGGUCACUGGUCACCUCCUGCUAUUUUACCGAGACAGCUUUGUAGUGGUAAUUUGAACGGUGUGUGCUGAACGAACGAAUUGGGAAGAUGUCGAUCCUGCACAAGCAAUGUAUUUGUCAAAUUUGCAACUGCGGGCGUCACCGCUGUCCGCAUCAGCCAUUGAAGCCACGGUCAGUGUGUCACCUGACCGAAUACCAGACAACGUACACCGGAAACAGAGUACAGCCGCGGGCGUCGUGCAAGCCCAAAGAGCGACCGGUGGGCAACUCGUUCGGCGUCGAGGGCAUCUCAACGCAGCAGCACGACUACCCGGUGCAUCCGCUGUACCCGAGACGGGUGAAGUCGGCCGAGGCGUAUCGCAGGCCGUCGGGUGAAGUGGAGGAGCAGAGCGAGUACAUGCAGCACUACCCGUCGCACGGUGCGGGCCACGCCGCCCAGACACUCUAUCCCAAACACCGGCGUCGCACGACGGCGCCCCUGGAGAGCGUCACCGAGCACUCGAAGAGCUUUGUAGCGUGGCCUCUGGAGAGGCGCAAGACGGCAGCGCCACCCACUACGCGCAUUGCCUCUUCCGUGCCCAUGGACCUGGAAACGACAACUGGCCAGACAUACCAGCAUAGGAAAGUUCAGCCUCGCGAAAGCAUGAAACCCAAGGAGCCGGAGCGUGAAUCUCUACCCAUGCACUCUGAAACUACGCACGGCGCAGAUUUUGGCCCGAAGGAUUUACCGGAUCGGGGGCCGCAGAGAGGCAAGGAUCAGUACCGCGCUUCAAAGCACCCUCUGGAGAACACAUCAACAAGCAUGGAUGCUUUCCGAAAGCACAGUGGUGAUCAGAGGGCAAAGAGCUGCAAGCCUCGGCCGGAAGCAGCGGCAGAGCGACCUCCGCUGGAUACUAACACUACUCACAGCACAGCCUUUCAUGCGUGGAGAGCGAAUCCACCGGCACCAAAGCCAGCACGGCGGUACGUUGCACCCAAAGGUGAGAUGGAGAGCAGAACUACGCAUCAGCUAGUCUAUCACGAACACGGCCAACGCGAGCCUGAGCGUGCAAGACGACCUGCGUCGCGAUUGCGCACGCGCUCCGAACCGUUGCUGACAGAGACCACGCACGCAGCAAAUUAUAAACAGUGGCAUGUCAAGCCGGAGAGACCAUACCAUCCGAGCGCACGCGUCCCGCCGGCAGAGUUCCAGGGAACGACAGAAUUCCAAGAAUCGUUUGUUGGACGACAGACAACGCCCGUGACUAGCUUCAAGCCUGCCCCGAAGAUGCAUAGCCAAGGUGAGUUUGAGUUUAGCACAGGCUACCAACAAGACUUUCAGCAGAAGGUGGUACCACCUUGUCCGGCUGUUGGUCUGCAACUUCGGCCAAACUCUGCUUCGCAGGCACGGGACCUGAGUGGGACAUUGCGCUUCUCCCAUGCCACGCAGAGCGGCCAUCACUUCUUUACCCCAGCUACCGGUAAUACCCAGCUCUAGGUGUAGAGAGCAUUGCCUUGGGAGGGUAAGCUCAACGAGUGCAUUAAUCCGGUGGUUGUUUGAAAACAGCUGGCAUGGUCACAUAUAGCACAUUCGAGCAAUGGGCAAUGUGUCAUGUGCUCCUGCCCAUACUCCUCGAUCAGCUAGCUCCGUUACAGACAGAUCAUACGCGUGCAUGCCCGAUUGACUUCGACGUACUAAGAACAGCACGCCCAGUCUCGCUUGCUAAUGUUUCAAUGUGUGUCGUGUGCAUUAUAUGUACGAUUCUUUUGGCAUUGUACACAAACAGUUGAAGAAAGUACAUAGUAGAGUACAAUCCAGUAUCACUUUGAAGUGAACAGAGUCUCAUGCAAUUUGUCAUGCAGUGGUAUGUAGCUGGCAUGAACUGGUAUUGGUGCAUCUUUGUUCCUACUAGUUAUCUCUUUCCUUUCUUUUUAAAACACUGCAUCUGUCAAAGCCUAGCCAUGGAUGUUCAUGGUAAAGCGGGUGUUUUGAAGUGAAAACCGGUCUAAUUUUCCUGUAUCUGGCUCAUACAAAUUCUUCAUGUGUAUGUCUCCCACUUCAGUCAUAUGGAAGCAUAGUCCAUGCGUUUUGUACAUUUUUUUGGUUCCCAAACAAACAAAUUAUUUAGGUGGCAAAACAUACCGUGUUACAUAAAUCCUUGAAUUACCCCCCGUAAUUCAAGGAUUCGCUAUUACUUGUGCCUUCAAUUGUGCGUGCGUGUGGAUCUUGUUUGUGUGGGUGUCGUGCAUGCAAUGCCUUUUUGAUAGCUACCUUCUCAUA